GAAAAUUCUACCAAACAUUCCCCGCAUGACUCCAACUCUCACUUAUCUUGCGAUUUUCAUUUCCAUCCACCGGUUCUCAAAAUUCCUAAUCAGCAUCGCAUGGAAUUAUAAAUACCAAACCAAUAACCAUGGCUUCAUCUUCACCUUCCAAAAACUUUCUUGGAAAACCCAAGAUUCUCCUCCUAUUGAUCUCAAUGUCUGUGUUUCUAUUCCUUUCCGUUCUCACUCUGACCCUUUUCUUCAACCUCUCUGCCUCCCAUCGCCACCACCUCCACCAAAGCGCCUCCCAAAUCCGCCUUGCAUGCCGGUCCACUCGUUUCCAGCAACCUUGUGAGAACGCUCUAACACAAUCCUCUUCUCUCCCUGAGAACCCAACUUCCCUCCAAAUCAUCCAAUCCGCCAUAUCUGUAUCUUCCCAGAACCUCAAAAUGGGGCAAUCGAUGGUCGAAUCCGUCCUCGAGUCCUCCAAGGGCAAUCUCAACCGAACCAACAUCGCCACCAUCUGCCUCGAGCUCCUUUCCAACUCGGAUCACCGCAUCAACUCGACCGUUCACAGCUUGACGCGCCGAGAGAUCAAGGACGCGCGUGCGUGGAUGAGCGCCGCGCUUUGCUACCAGGCCGACUGCUGGGGAGCGCUAACGUACGUCAAUGACACCCAGUCGGUGAACGAUACGCUGGCGUUUCUGUACUCCCUGACGCAGCACACCAGCAACGCGCUGAGCAUGAUGGUCGCUUACGAUAAUUACGGGGACGACGUGAAAUCCUGGGUCCCGCCCAAGACGGAACGGGACGGGUUCUACGAGAAAGUGUCGGACGGGACGGCGCUGGUCUCCGGCGGGGGUGUCCCUGCCGCGUUGAAGCCGGACGUGACGGUGUGUAAAGACGGGAGCGGCGGGUGUUACAAGACGGUCCAGGAGGCGGUGAACGUGGCGCCGGACAAUGUGGAGGCAACGCGGCGGUUCGUGAUACUCAUAAAGGAAGGUGUGUACGAGGAAACGGUGAGGGUUCCGAUGAGGAAGAGAAACGUGGUGUUUUUGGGGGAAGGGAUGGGUAAAACCGUAAUUACGGGUUCCCUAAAUGUGGGGCAGCCUGGAAUGACCGGCUAUGAUUCUGCCACCGUCGGAGUUCUUGGGGAUGGAUUUAUGGCCAGCGGCGUCACAUUCGCAAACACGGCUUGCCCCGAUGCGCACCAAGCGUUAGCCUUCCGGUCGGAUAGCGAUCUUUCCGUCAUCGAGAACUGCGAAUUCAUAGGGAAUCAAGAUACUCUCUACGCUCACUCGCUGCGCCAGUUCUACAAGAAGUGUCGGAUCCAGGGGACCGUCGACUUCAUCUUCGGGAACUCUGCUGCGGUGUUCCAAGAAUGUGACAUUUCGGUCGUUCCCCGGCAGUUAAAUCCCGAAAAAGGAGAGACCAAUGUCGUCACAGCUCAUGGAAGAACCGAUCCUGCUCAAUCGACCGGUCUCGUUUUCCAAAACUGCUCGCUCAACGGCACCGAUGAAUACAUGAAAUACUACUUUACCAACCCUAAAGUGCACAAGAACUUCCUGGGAAGGCCAUGGAAGGAAUAUUCGAGGACGGUUUACGUGAACUGCGUCAUGGGACCUCUUAUUUCGUCGGACGGAUGGAUGCCGUGGAGCGGUAACUUUGCAUUGAACACGCUCUUCUAUGGAGAAUAUCAGAACUCCGGACCGGGUUCAAAUGUAUCGACCAGAGUUCCAUGGAGUAGCCAGAUACCAGCACAACAUGUAUAUACCUACUCCGUGGAGAAUUUUAUUCAAGGCGAUAAGUGGAUCCCAACAUCAUCUUGAUCUUUUCUUUUUCCCAUUAAUAUUAUCAACAAUAUUCGUGAUUGUUGUGUAAGAAUUCUUUAUAGGAGAAGAAGCAGUUUCUUUUAGUC
This is a messenger RNA of Hibiscus syriacus, 1897 nucleotides long. Its product is annotated as probable pectinesterase/pectinesterase inhibitor 51. Gene Ontology annotation, molecular function: pectinesterase activity; pectinesterase inhibitor activity. The record is from RefSeq and is a predicted model, not a curated record. Gene Ontology annotation, biological process: cell wall modification. The transcript is spliced from 2 exons. NCBI's taxonomy places the organism in Eukaryota, Viridiplantae, Streptophyta, Magnoliopsida, Malvales, Malvaceae. The coding region runs from base 129 to 1808 and encodes 559 amino acids.